This is a messenger RNA of Petromyzon marinus (sea lamprey), 2136 nucleotides long. RefSeq names its product programmed cell death 2 (gene PDCD2). Gene Ontology annotation, cellular component: nucleus; cytoplasm. The record is from RefSeq and is a predicted model, not a curated record. NCBI's taxonomy places the organism in Eukaryota, Metazoa, Chordata, Hyperoartia, Petromyzontiformes, Petromyzontidae.
CCUGCCUCUUCUACCCCUGCCUCUUCCUCCACCACCCCUGCCUCUACCCCUGCCUCUUCCUCCACCACCCCUGCCUCUUCCUCCCCGACUGCACCCCGCGCCAUGUCGGCUACCCGCGGCGCCCCCGUGGAGCUCGGCUUCGCCACGCGGCCGCCGUCCGCGUGGCGUCUCCGCGCCGCCAACUUCCCCAGCAAAGUGGGAGGCCGCCCCGCCUGGCUCGGCCGCGACCCGCUGCCGGGCCUCGCCGAGCAGCUCGCGUGCGGCCGGUGCUCCAACACGUGCGCCUUCCUGCUGCAGGUGUACGCUCCUCUUCCUAACCGCGACGACUGCUUCCACCGCUCGCUGCUGCUCUUCUGCUGCCGUGACCCCACGUGCUACGCCGAGUUGCACGACCCGCGCUGCCUGCGGGUGGUGCGCUGCCAGCUGCCACGCAGGAACCCAUUCUACUCCUUUGAUCCGCCCCCGGACGAUCCUCCCUCGGGCACGACAGCGGCGGCGGCGGUGGCGGCAGCAGCAGCAGAGUCCGAGGAGGCAGGGGAAGCAUGGAGCCAUCGUCUGUGCCGCGUGUGCGGGGGCCCGGGCCCCAAGGCCUGCUCGCGGUGCCACACCGCGGCCUACUGCGGCAAGCGGCACCAGGCAAUGGACUGGAAGGCCGGACACAAGCACGAGUGCGGCCACGCGGCCGAGCCUACGCAGACGCCGCCCGAACGCGACCACGGCUUCCUCUUUCCCGAGUUGGAGAUCUUAACCGAGGCCGAGGAUGAUGAUGAUGAUGACGAGGAGGUGGAGGACGAGCAGAAGGAAGAGGAAGCUCCAUCGGACGCAGCAAGCCAAGGCGUGUUGAAGACGGCCACGGAAAGCGAGUUGGACGAGCAGCAGCUGGAGGCCGUGGCGCGCAGGGAAAGCGUGGAUGACCGCGCCUUCCGCCUCUUCAAGGAGAAGAUCGCUCGCGACCCCAAGCAGGUGCUGCGGUACAGCCGGGAAGGACAGCCCCUGUGGGUGUCAAGUGAACACGUGGCCACAGCCUCGGACAUCCCAGCCUGCUCCUGUGGAAGUCCCCGCUCUUUCGAGUUCCAGGUGAUGCCACAGCUGUUGAGCGAGCUGCACGUGGACAGCCUGAGCGCGAGCAUCGACUGGGGCACCUUGGUGGUGUACACGUGCUCGCGGAGUUGCACGCCGCGGGACGGACCCCACGCGUACGUUUCCGAGUUCGUCUGGAAGCAAGAUUUUGUGCACAGCGCUGGGGGACUACGCCAGCAGCGCCAAUGACAAGUGUUUAAAACGUGCAUUACAUCCACUGCUGGGUGAAGAACUCUUCCCCCGAGCUGUUGCCAUCUCUCACGGUCCCUCGAUGUCACAAAAACAAAUGUCUCCCGCAUAGCCUGAAGACUAAGGGAAAGUGCUGUUGGCGAGUAGCGCCUCCAAAUGGCGGCUCGUCACAUUAAGAGGGUGGGUGAUGCCACGUACAGCCACCUUUGUCAUCCCCCAGUGCCGAUGUUUAUUGACGACCCCAGGUACUCAUUUAAGGCCGAGUCGAGCAAGGGGAGGCCCUGGAGCGGUUCAUAUAAGUCACUUGUAUUGGCCUUGAGCGGGAAGCUAAUUCGGGUCGUGGGGUUUGUAGCAAGCGGGCGUGAUGAAUUAUAAAUUGCUCCUCCAUGAUAGAGCGUUGUCUGCUGUAAAUUAUUUUGUACAAUAAAAACACUCUUGAUAAAAAUUUAAAAUGUUAUUCGCAUCACACACCCAUAUGAGAUCUUUGAAUAGUGGAAGUGUUAUAAAUAUCCAUAAACGUAUUUGGAAGUCCACUAAUAACCUGUGUACUCUUCUUGAGAACUGAUUUUAUACUUUUGGCAGGACAUCUGCAGCUCACCAAUAUUUUGGUGCUCCAAUGUGUUUUCAUGUCGACGUUUUGAUCCAUGUGCUGGAUGCUUCUUCAUACAUUUCAGUUCCUUAAGAAGCUCCCAACUUGAAGCUAUUCACUUGAAUGUAUAACAGUACUUGUGUAAAUAACUUGCAAAAACAGGGACAUGUUUUUGAAACGUUUAAUUGUAUAUCGCCAUCUAAACUCAACUGUUUCAAUGUAACCAAAGGAAAUGUCUGGUCCACGUUCUAGCGAUAUUACUCCCAAUGCUUUCAAAA